This is a messenger RNA of Aplysia californica (California sea hare), 3247 nucleotides long. Its product is annotated as piggyBac transposable element-derived protein 4. The transcript has 2 exons. Lineage: Eukaryota; Metazoa; Mollusca; Gastropoda; Aplysiida; Aplysiidae. The record is from RefSeq and is a predicted model, not a curated record. Bases 1067 to 2950 code for a protein of 627 amino acids.
AAUGUGUUUUUAUGGAUGUAAAAGGUGUUAAGCCAAAAACAGAAAAUUAGAAAAAAUUGCUGAAUGGCAAGGAAAACGUCAAUUUCUUUGAUUCCAUUAUUUUGAUGAGCUCCUGAUUUCACCACGAUGCCUCACAUAUACUUAAAAUCAGUGGGUUGAAGAAUGUGGAGUUGGCUACAACAAAUGGGGGAUUGCAAAAAGCGACAACUAUCACCAACAAUGCCCCCCCCCCCACACACACACACACACACACACUCCAAUGUAGGGGGCUCUUGUGUUCUAAAGGUAUGGUGUUCGUCUCACAUUCAAAAGGUCUGGGGUUUGAAAUCUGUCUGCGGCGAAAAAAUGUCCUUCUCUAAAAAAAAUUGUCCUCUCACGCCUAUUUCCUGUUCUCGAGUUCUGUUCUGUCAUCUGCUAUCAUUUCCACCCUCUCCCUUCUUCCACCACUUGCCUCCUCUGGGCUCCUUUCUCCUUUACCCAUGACCUUUUCUACUGCUACUUCUGGCUUCUUCUUACUAUUGUCUUUCAGCUUCCCCUCUAAUCUUAGGGUCGGUAAGAUCGAACACCUUGCCUUCUUGAAUAAGGAUGAAAAAUUUCUGAGUCUGAGGUCCCAUGUGCAAUUGGCACACGUAAAAGAUCCGUUGGUGGUCUUAACCCCCGUCCCGCUAUGCGCGUUCAUCUACGCGAAGUAGGUCACUGCUCGAAUAGCGCUGCGUGCGUACAUCUACGCUCGCCGCCUGGCAGGGCGGGAAGCGCGCGAGUGGUAAAUCUACGCUUCUAACCCUGACCUUCUUCAAUGGAAAAUUACUAAUUCUUAUUUAUAGUAACAUGACAACAUCUAUUACAAGAUAGUUUAUAAAUAUCAUCCAAUCAAAAUUCAGUUGUUCUUUUCCCGCUAACCUUCGAGAUAGCGUCGCGUGGGACGCUGCAACAAGCCCUAUUAUCUCUUGACCUUUGGUCUGCUUGCUUGCUAUCGGCUAUCAGAGAGCGCACGUCCGAGAAAGUAAACACCUCUUUUGUUUUGCAUUUUCGCGUUCUUUUUCCAAGUAUUUCCAAGUUUAAAGUCAUGGAAAAUGAUGGAAGCAUUCCUGAAGUGCUUGAUUUGAGCAAUCCUGACCACCUACGUCUUUUGAUGGAGGCAAAUGUGAGAUAUUUUGACCCCCCACUAUCGGAGACAGAGUCUGCUACUGCUUCCACUUCCAGCAAUGUUUCUAGCGCUUCUCCUACUCCAGUGGAUAGCUCAUCAUUGGAGCUUUCGUCACUGGUUGACAGUGAUUUGGAAGAGGAUUUGUCUGAGCCCAUCAACCCCCCUACGAGAGAACCUUUAUCAGAUGAUGAAGAUGAAACUCAACAAAGUAGCACGGAUGAAGAACGGGGAUGGAGGAGAGGUGCAACCAAGCCACCAUCAUGGGAGUUCAGUGGAACAAGUGGACUGCAGAGAGAGUUGAGUGACCCAACACCCCUUGGCUACCUCAAGCUACUCAUCGACGAUGACAUGAUGCAGAGCAUAGUUGAUGAAACAAACAGAUAUGCUCAAACUUCGUUGGCAAACAAGACCCUUACCCCCAGCUCUCGCUUUCGCAAGUGGACCGAUGUGACCCUCGAAACCAUGUGGGCUUUCUUUGGACUGAUCAUCGGCAUGGGGCUUAUCAUCGUGGACGACCUUGAAGAGUAUUGGUCCACUGACCCAGUCUAUGCUCUCCCCCUCUUCCGAUCUGUCAUGUCAAGGGAUCAGUUCAAUCUGAUUUUAUCAUAUUUGCAUCUCUGCAACAACGCCGACAAUCAGCCGCGGGACAGUCCGAAUUAUGACCCAUUAUUCAAGAUCAGGAAAUUUGUUGAUGCCUUGAAUAACAAUUUUCAGCGGACCUUCCACCCUGGGAAAGACAUAGCUAUUGACGAAGCUAUGGUUGCUUGGAGGGGUAAUUUGUCCUUCCGCGUAUAUAAUCCUGACAAGCCGGACAAAUUCGGAAUCAAGGUUUUUCAGCUCUGCGACAGCCAAACUGGGUACUGCAGCAACCUUGAGUUCUACACAGGGAAAAAAGCUCCGUCAGCGAAAGGGGCAACAUUUGAUGUUGUGGAGAGGCUCAUUAGGCCAUAUAUCAACUGUGGACGCACCCUGUAUGUGGACAAUUAUUAUACAAGCCCUGACUUGUUCACGUACUUGAAGGAGCAGAGAACGCUGGCGUGUGGCACGAUGAGAAUAAACCGUAAAAAUGGCCCACCCAAAACGAUGAUCCCGAAGUUGAAGAAAACAGAGAAGGAGACCGUUGCCCUUACGAACGGAGUGAUCACCCUCCUUCGAUUUUUUGACAAGCGGGAAGUCAAUGUACUUACCACUGCACAUGACAACUCUGUAGUUGACACUGGUAAAGUCAACAGGAGUACUGGAGACCCCAUUAUAAAACUCCAUGCAGUGAAUGAGUACAAUAAACUCAUGGGCGCCGUAGAUCGCAGUGAUCAAAUGGUGGCGUACAAUGCGUUCAAACGCCGUACUCUUAAGUGGUGGAAAAAAGCUUUUUUCCACAUGUUCGGGCUCGGCGUCUUGAACGCAUAUCUUAUCUAUCGAGCCACAACACCAGCAAGGGGCCAGCAAUCCCACCGUAUUUUUAGGAGAGAGCUUGUGAAACAGCUGGUGUCCCAAGCGCCAGUCGGAAGAUCCCCUGCGUCAAAGUCAGGCAGAGAGCUAGGAGAAUCAACAAUAUUCCGCCUCACAGCUAGGCACUUUCCAACCCCCAUCCUCCCAAAAUCUGACGCAGCGAAAAAAAGGAAGCCGCAGAGAGAUUGUGCGGUAUGCACUGAAAAGGGGAAUCGCAAACAAAGUCGAUUCGAGUGCACAUCCUGCGAUGUGGGGCUGCAUGUGCAUCCGUGCUUUCAGAUCUUUCACACUUGUGUGAAUCCUCGACGAGCCUUCAAAAGGCGACAUCCUUCGGGAGAGGCCCAGGCUGAGUAGCCUGACUCCCAAGGCCGACAGAUUUGGGAAAGGGGGAUAUGGGAUGGGGUACUGUUACAGUGUAAAUUUUCUAUGUUGUAGGCCUACAUGUUGUGUAAUGUAUAAGUGUGGUGGAAAUCAUUUUUGUGACUGGUGUGUGAAUUAUUCGUGGAUUACUGGUACAGUUUUCUUCAAUUCUGUUUUGGAUUACCAUUGAUGUCUGCAGAAUUCUACAGAAAAGGUCAGAUUAUUUUUGUAUUCUAAAUUUUAACAAAAAAAUACCUCUCUCUCUCUCUCUCUCUCUCUCUUACACACACA